CCUGACUGCCCCCCCUCCCAUUCCUGCUCCGCUUCGUCCCAGUCGCCGGCCUCGCCAGCUUGAAGCGGGCUGCAGCAGCAGGCUAACGCAGCUGCUGCCACUGCCAACGCUUCCAUUUAUUUCCUUCACUUGACGGAGCUUUUUUUUUUUGAGGGGGACAAUUUGUCCGACCAUUUUGAGGCCUUUAGAUGCCGAGGUUGGCUAGCUUAGAGAAGCUAGCAGUGGCUAGCUUCUCUCUGGGCUAUCAUCAUCAUCAUCGCUGUUAAAGAACUCGUCUUUUCGCUCUUCGCCCCCAUUCAGCCCUUGACGUGUGGUGUCGCGUCUACCGUGAGCGGUCCUUCGUAUACCCGUGGAGUUGACAACAACUUGUGUGCGGUUGGCGUGUUUUUUAAUUGGUGUUGUUUUUAUGUAGGUCAAUGUCGCUGAGAGAUGUGGGUCAUCGCCGCUUAGCAACACGGCUAACUGCUAACUCAGAGCGUUGUUUUUGUUUUGAUUUUUUUUUGUUACCCCAAAAUAACCCAGCUUGCAGUUAGCUUGUUAGGAACCCGACUAACUGCUAACUAAAAGUUAGCAGUUAACUAAUAGUUAUUUUUGGUAUGUAUUUUUUGUUAGCUCAGUAACCGAGCAUAUUUUUAGCUUCUAGCAAUACGGCUAACUGUUAUCUCAAUCAGACGGUGUUAGCUCAUAGUUUCGCAUCUUUCUUUUGCAUAAUGAGUAACUCGGCUCAAUCUGAACUCCUUAGCAACACGGCUAAGUGUUAAGUCAUAUUUUUUACAUUUCUUUUUAGCUCAUAGACACUCAGCUAAAUGUGAUUUCUUAAGCAGUGUUAUUUCCUUAUCAACACAGCUACCCCCAAAUUUUAAGCAUUUUAAAAAUAAUCGUUGUCUCCCAAAAUAACAUCAACUAUGUCCUUUUGAUUUACAUUGAUACAUAUUUAUAUUUUAUACCCAUUUAAAAUAUUAGUUUCUCCUAAUUAUGACACUGACUUUAGUGCUAGUGGUUAGCAUUUAGUUGCAUUAAUCAAAGUGUUCAUUUAAAAAAAAAACACACCAUUUUUUAAAUAAAUUUGCGCGAUUAAAUGUAAGCCGUGGCACCUUGGCGGAGGUGGUGGGUCAUGUGCAGCUUGCAACAGUGACCCCUCUUCGUCUAGCCAGCCAGCAGGAGGUGCAGGAGGAAGUGGAGGGGCAGCUCCAAGAAUGGCUUUCCACGGUGCAGGACGCCAAACACUUUGCAGUGACCUGUUCUCUGGUCCCGACUUGGCCCACAAGUACUUCUACGUCAAUUCGUCUUGCGGGGCCCCCUCGGCUGCCCUCAGCGCCACUCCGUGCGUCAGCGGACCUCCCGCCGCUCCUGCCGGGACCCCCCGGCACCCAAAUGCCCUUGGAGGCAGUGCAGGCGGGGGAGCCGCUGUGCCGCAGCCGUACAGCAACCCGGCCAGUGAGGUGCCCAGCCCAGCUGAGAUGGAGCCCGAUCGGCCCAUUGGAUAUGGAGCUUUUGGUGUGGUCUGGUCGGUGACGGACCCUCGAGACGGCCGCAAGGUGGCGCUGAAGAAGAUGCCCAACGUCUUCCAGAACCUGGUGUCGUGCAAGCGUGUCUUCCGGGAGCUGCGUAUGCUGUGCUUUUUCAAACAUGACAACGUGCUGUCGGCGUUAGACAUCUUACAGCCGCCGCAGAUCGACUGUUUCGAGGAGAUCUAUGUCAUCACGGAGCUGAUGCAAAGCGACCUUCACAAGGUCAUUGUGUCCCCUCAGCCACUCACCAGCGACCACAUCAAGGUCUUCCUCUACCAGAUCCUACGAGGCCUCAAGUAUCUCCAUUCUGCUGGCAUUCUGCACCGCGACAUCAAACCUGGGAACCUUCUGGUCAACAGCAACUGCCUGCUCAAGAUUUGCGAUUUUGGUCUGGCGCGCGUUGAGGAGCCAGACCCGUCGCGUCACAUGACUCAGGAGGUGGUGACGCAGUACUACAGAGCACCCGAGGUCUUGAUGGGCUGCCGCCAUUACGGCUCGGCCAUCGACGUGUGGUCGGUGGGCUGCAUCUUUGCUGAGCUGCUGGGCCGCCGCAUCCUUUUCCAGGCGCAGAGUCCCAUCCAGCAGCUGGACCUGAUCACGGACCUGCUGGGAACGCCGCCGCUGUCUGCCCUGGCAUUGGCCUGCGAGGGCGCCCGGGCUCACAUCCUGCGUGGGCCACACAAACCCCCGUCAUUGUCGGUGUUGUACAUGCUAUCGGAUGGCGCCACCCAUGAGGCGGUGCACCUGCUGUGUCGCAUGCUGGUUUUCGACCCGGCCAAGCGCAUCUCUGGCGGUGAUGCGCUAUCGCACCCGUACCUGGAUGAAGGCCGCCUGCGCUACCACACGUGCAUGUGCCAGUGCUGCUACUCGGUGCCCAGCGGCCGCGUCUACACCCGAGACUUUGAGCCGGCCGCCGAACGGCCCUUCAGCCACAGCUCCGAGAACAGCCUGCUGUCCGUGUGGCAGGGCAAAGAGUUGAUCCAUCGCUUCAUCACGGAGCACCAGCAAGGCAAGCGAGUCCCGCUGUGCAUCAACCCGCAGAGCGCCGCGUUCAAGACCUUCAUCAGGUCCACCGCCUGGCACUCGUCCAAGGUGUCCCGCAAGGAGGAGAGAUGAGCAACCGUUCCUUCCUCUAACGCUUUCUCCUCCUUUUUCUCCUCGCCGCCUCAACCAACCUUGAUGUCCACUUUUCCCGCACGUGAACAAAAGAGAGUGGCGGCGACAGGCUCCGCCCAAUGUGGCGGCAUCACAGGUGCUGAGGACAGAAAGGAAAAAAAAAGCUUCUGCUGCUGAAAAGAAAAAAGGUUUAGUGAGUAGAAAUGUUGAUUUUUGGUUGGCUUUAGCAUUCUACACGCUCCAUGUAGCAGAGUGUCGUAUAGCACCCCUUCCUGGUGUCCACACACUCCUUACGCUCGGCAGCAGAGAAUGCUGGGAAAUCUUUCCACCGUCAUUCCUUUUGCGUGUUUUGUUUUUAGGACAGAAAGUGCAAUGUUUGUUCACGCAAUGAGUGAAUGUGAGUGUGUGCGUGUAUGUGUGAGUUUUUAAGUUAUUGCAUAAGAAUGGGCGCCUGAACUUGAGGCCCCGCCCACACCCGCCACUACAGCGCCUUUCUUCUGGCCCACUCGUCUCAGCGCUGGUGUUUGAUUUCUCGAUAUGUCCUGUGAGUAUGGAAAGCCGCUUGAGCAUUUCCAACUACCGGUAGUAAGCCCUCUCCUCACUAGGAAAGAACAACUGUCUUACUACUACUGUUUUUUCCACUAGUGCCACUUUGGGCCUACUAGUACAACCUUACGCUUUGUUAUUGAAGGCAUUUUGCCCACAAUGUUCUCUUUUCUGGCCCCAAACCGUGUGUGACAUGCGCAAAAAUAUACCAACUAGUGCUCAUGAAAUGGGUAUAAAGUGUGCAUCAAAUACAAAUUUGUGGCCAUGAAAUUCUACGUCUGUGGUCACGAAAUGUGUACUGAGGUACUCAUUUGCAAAAAAAAGGGAAAAAAACGAGAUUGAAGAUGUACUUUACAGCAAGCCUCCGCCAACUGCGUGUCGCCAAUACUCGAUUUCUGCCCUGCCUCUUCUCACCAAAUUAGUCGGGCAGUGAUGCACUGCAGACUGUGGAGUGGAACCAUGAAAGGGUAUGGCUCGCGCAAUCGGCGGCUAAGGAAACAGCGGCCAAUGACAGACGCUGACCACUAUUAUGUGGAUUUUGCCUUCAAAAUCCAGAGUCUCUUAAGUCCAGGUUUAACUGUACUGUACUGACAAAUUUAGUUUGAUCUAAAAUCUAAAAAGAUGCGUCCCUGCCAUCUGCUGGCGGUUACAUAUCACUAAAGUUGUUUCCAAACUUUAAAUUCACAGUAGGGCAGCUUCAGAUGGUUGCAAAAGGGAAUUGAUGAGGACGCUCAUCAAUGGCAGGGAAUGAUUCAAGCAGGAUAUUAAUGACAUGAAAUCAGUGCUCAAGGGAGUUUCCGCAUAUAAGCAAAUAAAUGCCGGCGCGGCUCUUGUUCCUGUUGUGAUCUCACCACGCUGCCGUGAAAGCGCCACAAGGCAGGUUGGAAGCGCCACAACAUUCCGGAAUCCUCUGUCUGCUUCUCCGUAUGCACUUGAGUGGCUAAGAAAGACGAUGAAACAAAUAUUUCAUCAAGUCUUUUGCAUUCAAAGAGACUCCUCCUCGGAGGCGGAGGCGUGUUUGAGGAAGUUGCCGCUUCCACUGUUCCUUGGCCACUGCAGGAACUUUUGCCAGGAAUCUUCUGGAUCUCAGGAAGUUGAAAUGCCUGCACAGGCCCCCAACCAGUGUCAACUUCUCAUCUUCCCUCCUCCUGAUUUCAUGUUUGCUUUUGUCUAAUUUCCCCCAACCACCACUUGGCGAGUGUGCGACUAUAAUGCGAUGCGUUUGCGUGUACGCUUUUAUUUCUUGUACACCUGCAUACUCACGUGAACUUUGACAGGUUCUUGAAGGCUAUCACAAAUGUUUUCUUUUCCCUCUUUGGUCAAUUCGAACCACUGAAAUCACUUUUACUCCGCCCACCCCGCCCAGCCAAAAAGUCAAUUGUGUAUAAAAGGAUGUCUGCCGUUCCAAAUGACUGUUUACAGAGCCCCAGACUUGACAUGGGGAAAAAAAAUAUUGUGGCCAAUAUAAUUGCAACGUGUCUAUGAAAUGCCUAAUUAUGGCCAUGAAAUAGGUUACUAAAAGUUUAUUGAACAUGUUGAUUCAAAAAAGAAUAAAAAUGGAUUCUGUAAUCCAUAAAUGAGAUUCUCACCAAUAAAACAAUGAGCUGAAUAUGAAUCACAGUUUAAAAGGUCAUUAAAAUGUUUUUUUUAAUGCAAGCUCCUACAUUUGCUGAUAUCGUUUGCAGUAACCAGUCUCUUUCGUUAACUUAAGUUUCUGUCAAAAACUUUCAUACAAAAUAAUUUGUGGCCAUGAAAUACAAAAUGUUGGUAAUAAUAUACCAAUUAGUGACCACAAUAUAGUAUAUAUCUAAAUAUUAGACCAAUUCGUGGCCACAAAAAAACAAAAAACGUCUUCACAUACUAAUUGAACAACACAGAUGGCUCAGUAAGCAAAUGGAGUGCACCUUUUGCGAGAAACUGCAAUUUGAGGUUUUACAGGGGGUGCGCUCGAUUUGCUUACUAUGCAACGGUCCACGAAAAUCAUUUUGCGGCCACAAUUGAGCAUUUUUUUCACGUUGUAUGACUAUUGUGGCCACGUUUUAAUGAACCCCCCCCCCCCAAUCAUGUCCUUGGCCGCGUACCUUUUUGAAGUAAUUAUGAAGUGUAUUUUUAGCUGGUUAGCGCUAUUCUGUCAACGGAAGGCCAAGCGGCUCGCCGAGAAACAUUUCGGACUAUGCCGCUCGGCUCUCUCGGUUGGCAUGUUUGUUUACUGGUGUUGAUUCAGUAUGACGCUCAUGUUUGAAAAAGUGUUUUAGCUGACUUGUUUUCUUGUUUUGACAAAUACUUGAAGUUAGCGUAGAGAGUGAUGAUCAAUAAAAAUGACACUGGAA
Hippocampus zosterae (dwarf seahorse) is the source of this 5503-nucleotide messenger RNA. RefSeq names its product nemo-like kinase, type 1 (gene nlk1). The record is from RefSeq and is a predicted model, not a curated record. Gene Ontology annotation, cellular component: nucleus; cytoplasm. The coding region runs from base 1197 to 2627 and encodes 476 amino acids. Gene Ontology annotation, molecular function: MAP kinase activity; ATP binding. NCBI's taxonomy places the organism in Eukaryota, Metazoa, Chordata, Actinopteri, Syngnathiformes, Syngnathidae. Gene Ontology annotation, biological process: intracellular signal transduction; protein phosphorylation. The transcript has 11 exons.